Molecule: messenger RNA, 2034 nt
Organism: Caenorhabditis angaria
Lineage: Eukaryota; Metazoa; Nematoda; Chromadorea; Rhabditida; Rhabditidae
Source: the annotation of a GenBank genome assembly
AUGGACACCACAAUUUGCUCUACCUCAUUUGGGGAAAAAGAUGACUUGACAUGCAUCGAAAUGUUGAACAAUGCAUUGAAUACUGCAAAAAGCGGUGAUUUGUCAGCAGGUAUUUAAGAUUUUAUUUCGAGAAAAAUUGUAGUACAGAAAGUCUUCAGGUUAUGCAAAACUCGAAGAAUGUUUGGAACACGGCACAUCAAAUUUCAAUCUUCUUCCAACGAUUUAUAUGUGGCUCGGAAGAGUAUCCAAUUCACUGGGACUUCACGAAAAAUCCUUUUCGUAUUAUCAAUAUGAAGUACAAUUGCACAAGUUAGUCACAUUAUUUUAAAUUACAACUAGCGAUUUCUAAUCAAAAUAUUUUUGCAGAGUGAAUCGAGAUAUGAAAUCAGCGACUGACGCGUAUUUGAGAUUGACUGCGAUUUGUAUGAAACUCGAUCGAAAAAAGCGAGCAAAGAAGGUGCUGAAAGAGUUUAUUGAAUAUGCGCAAGAUGAAAAUGAUUGUAUUUCUUCAACAAUUGCUCGCAUUCAUUUGAUUGAUAUGUUAUUGGAUGAAGCGUUUUGCAGAAAAUCAGACAAUUUGGGGGUUCUAGAAGAGGCCCAAAAACUAUUAGGGUGAGUAUCUCUUUGCAAAAAUAUGCAGAAAAGCCUUGAAUAAAACUUAUUUUAAGUUUUUCCAGCGAAUCAAGAGAAUAUGCAAUUGGUGAUGAAUUAUGCCUCGAAUUAGAUCGGCUCGAAGCAAAAUACACAGUUCUUGUUGAAAAAUCCGCCACAAAAGCCAUCGAGAAAUAUCAGAAAUGCAUCAACAAAUCGAUUCAGCGUAAAAACUAUGCAAAAGUACAUGAAUUAUCAUAUGAAAUGGCUCGAUUUUGUUAUCAAAAUGAAUUGUUGUCGCAAAUCGAGAAACUCAAUUGCGCAAUCAAUUAUGCGAAAAAAUGCAAUGAUUUGAAAAUCGCCACUUUCUAUAUGAUCAAAUUAUCAGCUUGUUUUGAGAUUUGUGAAAGAUUUGAGGAAGCUUAUGAAUGUGGAUUGGAAUCGAUAGAACAACUUGGAAAUAGUGAUAUGAAAUUGUUGCAAGAAAUUCGAUUGACAAUUUGUAAAGCUUUGGUUGGAAUGAAGAACCUCGAAAAUGCUGUUUAUUAUUUGGUUAUAGCCAGUAUUUCUGCUGUUGAGCAAAAGAAUGAUGAAAAUCUUCAAAAUUUCUAUGAAAUCAUCGACAAAAUCAUGCAAGAAAUCAAAACUUCAAAUAUUAUCUAUGAUGAACAAACGAUAACCAUAAAAUUCGAACAAACGACAACUUUCGAAGUUUGGAAAAUGACAAUUAAUGAAAUAAUUGAAGCGAAAAAAGCAAGAGAAUUGGCGAAACUUGCGAAAAAAGAAGAACCCGAAUUGGAUUUGUUUGAAAUGAUUGCGAGAUUGAGUGAACAUCGAAUGGAAGAUCAACGAACUGUUCUACCGCCAUCAUUUGCAGUUCGUAAGUGGAACAAUUGAAAAUGCAGAAAAAAAAUGAACAACAUUUUCAGCUCGAUCGACUUCGCGUCAAUCAAAAACCAGUGAAACCAAGAAGAAAGGGAAGAGUUUCGCAUUACUUCCUGGUUUACGAAUUCCUCUACACAAAUUGCAGUAAGUUUUUUUCUGAAGAUGUUUUUGAAGUUCAAAAAAAUUUCAAAAUUUGAGAAUUUAUCGAAAUUUGGGAUAAAAACUUCGGAAUGAGCUCCGGGAAAAAUUGCCCAAAUUUUAAGAAAUAUGAAAAUUUUUUGAAUAAAUUAUAUGAGUUUUUUAAAUAAAAUUUUUAAUAGAAAGAAGCAAAACUAUUUUUAUUUUGAGAUUUUUCGAAAAAAAAUUAUCUUUCAUUUUUGCAGAGACCUAAAAAUCGACAAAAAGCGACUCAACUCGUUCCUCAAAUCCAAACCCAAAAAUCAAAGCAAAGUUUCACUUGAAUCGGAUCAAGAAAGUGUUUGUGACUCGGAAACAAUUGGCGAUUUGGCAUCACUCGACAGUGUUUCUUUGAAUAAAGAAAAUAUGCAACACAGUUAA